AUGAGCGCGAGCACCAGACGAACGACGGAAAAAGGAGGGGAGGGGAAGCCCCGGUUGGACGGCGAAGAGGGCAGCCCAGAGUCAUUCAUUGCAGCCAGUCAGGCAAAAGCCCUGGAGUCUCAAAGUCAAAGGGAAGGGGAAGCAGCAGGAAGAGUGGAAUCCGCUCUCUUCGCCCCCACCGCCCGCCUGGCGUCUCCGCCACCCGCACGCUCUCUCCGCCCGCUCGUAGCUUCUGGCUUCGUUCCGUUGGUUUGCGGAGAGAAGCGGGCCUGA
This is a messenger RNA of Bursaphelenchus okinawaensis, 273 nucleotides long. The record is from the annotation of a GenBank genome assembly. NCBI's taxonomy places the organism in Eukaryota, Metazoa, Nematoda, Chromadorea, Rhabditida, Aphelenchoididae.